Messenger RNA from Cyprinodon variegatus (sheepshead minnow), 3414 nucleotides. RefSeq names its product DNA fragmentation factor, 45kDa, alpha polypeptide (gene dffa). The transcript is spliced from 5 exons. NCBI's taxonomy places the organism in Eukaryota, Metazoa, Chordata, Actinopteri, Cyprinodontiformes, Cyprinodontidae. The coding region runs from base 1 to 918 and encodes 305 amino acids. The record is from RefSeq and is a predicted model, not a curated record. Gene Ontology annotation, biological process: apoptotic process; regulation of apoptotic process.
AUGUAUGACUUGGUAGUUUCAGAGCUUUCUUCAGCAAAAAGGUUUUUGAGUUCACCGUACAUCUGUAAACUUGAAGCGGCUCUUCUUCCAACAGGAUGUGAGCUUCUUGGAGUGAACCCAACUGACCCUGUCACUGUCGUUCUUGAGACUGAUGGAACCAUAGUCGAGGAUCAAGCCUACUUUUUGUGUUUACCUUUAAACACAAAGUUCAUGUUGCUGCAUGACAAAGAGACAUGGGCUCCAGCUCGAACAAUUGAUGGUGGCACGGCUUGGAUGGCAAGAGAGUCUUUGAUUCUGGAAGUAGAUGCUGUCGACUCCUCCGCUGUUACACCACCGUGGUGGAAUCUGGCGCUGCAGCUGAAGCAAGACCUGACCAGUAUCAUUCUUAUGUCUGAGGGAGAACUACAGUCUUUAGUCGAUGCGCCAUGCUCUGAAUUAGCCUCUGCUUUGGGGUUCCAAGAGAAGAAGACCAUAGAACUUCAGGAGACGCUGCAGAGGGUUCUGGAUCGCAAAGAGGAGGAGAGGCAGUCCAAACAGCUGCUCCAGCUGUACCUCAAAGCUGUGGAGAAAGAGGACAGACAGGAAGCUGUUGGAGAUGUGGAUUCACCCGACGGGAUGGAAGUGGAUUCUGCAUCUGGGUUCAUGUCCAGGACGCUGAUGGUCCUUAAAGGCAAAACCAGUCCAGAGACGAGACUGUCCACCGAGGAUUUACAGGUGGUGGUGAGCAGAGGGCUGGAGGCCAUGCAGCAGGUGCUGGGCUGGGAUGCAGAGAGGACAUCCAUGCUGAUGCAGGCCUGCCAAGCUGAACUGUCCAAGCGCCUGCAGCAGGUUCAGGCCAUGCAGUCUAUUAGCAGCACACAGCAGGAUGGCAGCAGACAGAGGGAGGGUGCAGGAAUGGCCACCCAAGGAAGCAGCUAGACGAGGAUGUACCUGAGCAGGGACUGAUAAGGAUUCACACUAACCUGCCUCAGGAUCAAGAGGAUGGGCUUUGCUCUGUUUUGCUGUUUUUUACUACUAGAAUACAUGAAUGUUAAAAACUGUGGAUUUCUGUGUCUUUGUUGAGAAAUCUGCAAAGCACUGAAGUGGUUUAUGCCUGCGGAACAAUUUUGGCUUUUUUUGCACAAAUGUGUUAGGAUUUUUUUGGUGUUUUUAUUUGGAUGGGUGUUGGGCUGGAUGAUGGAGAAUCACAUCCUUUGGAAUAUUAACAAACCAUCACCCAGCAUGAUGUAACCCCAGACUGGUACGGCUUUUUUUUUUUUUCUUUUGGAAGUUAACAAACAUCACCCAAUUCCUGUCAAGUAUCGAGAGCCAAAUUUGCCACAAUCCAGUAAAUACUUUAAAGCAUUCAUUUUCAUAUUUUAAAUUGUAACAAAAAUUGGUAAUGUAUGCAUGCACAGAUAAAUGUUAGAUAUAAUUAUGCAAAUAUGUAUAUUUUAUUACAUUCAUAAUUAAAGGUUUAAAUCCUCUAAAGUGAAAUGAUUUGUUAAAACUGUGUGUAAUUGUUGAAGUAUUUUAGUUAUUUCAAGUUGUGGUGUAAUGGCACAUGGUGAAAGAAUCUUUACAUGUGAGCAUUACUCGCUAAAGUGAGUGGGCGGGACUAAUACCUGUAAUUAAAAUGAUUGAUCUGCGGGGGGUUAACCAAUCUAACAUCAGGGUGUAUUUGAUUUGAUCAAGGACUCUGGCCAAAAAGGCUAUGAAAUAAUUAGAAAAAUACUAUAUAUAUACUAUACUACUAAAUACUAAAACAAUUAUAUAUGAUUAAAGCAUGCAACGUGCCAAGCUAUAAUUAAAUGGAUUUAAUACUUUACUUAUUAUAGUUUUUAUCUAAGUGUAAUACACAUAUAUGUUUGAUAAAUAUUUUUCUGGAUUCAGGCAAUUGAAGCUCUCAAUACUGGAACCAAAAAAAUUUAUUUUCUUAUUUUUUUUUUCCUUUCUGAUCUUCAUGUUUUCCACUAGAUGGCACUGUAAUGGGUUCCUGCAAGGUUAUAAAGAAAACUGAUUUGACCAGUUUCUCCACACUAGCUCUUAAAUUACAUGAGAGACAAGACUUUUAGUCAUUCAUUUUUUGUUUUUCUUUUACUCUAAGCAUUUCAGUGUCUUUUGCAUGCUUAGGCAAUUAAAAUUGAACCGUUAUUGUAACGUCUUUAACAACCAGCUCCUCUAACAUUGGGGGGGAAAGUGUAUACAUAACAUGUUUGGCUUAAAAACAGGGAUUUUGAUAGCUGAUUAUGGUUGCUGCACACUGUUUUGGUAAAGAAUACUGUCGUUAUCUGAGGUAAAAAAUCAACUUAAAUUUACCUUAUCAAAUCUAAGCAAGUUACAUAAUGUAUUACAUUGGCCUGAAUUCAUUUUGCUAUCCAUGCUUGUCUUAUAUUUAAAUAUGUUUUAGUUUUUGCACUCUUGCAGAAAAUGAUGGUUUCUAUUAAAGGAAAAUUCUAGAAACUAUUUUUUAUUUUAUGUGCUCUGGCCUCUGUGUUCAUUUUUCUAUAUUGAGUUAGACUGGAUAAAUCCUUAACUGGUGAGUUUUAUUUAUUUUUUCUCAAAGUCAAUUAAACUCUCUGUUCUCUAGGUCAGUGUAGCUUCUUACUUGGUUGCCAUUUGUUUAACUAUUAUUAACGUUCACAUUCCAUUUUUAAGGGUGAAUUCGUCCAAAUUGGUCAAAGGUGUCCUUUGUAGAUAUUAGCACAUCCAUCAAUACUUGAAGAUGUGCUUCAUGUUUCAAUAGGUAAAACGUUUUAACAGAGAUAUGACAUUGGAUUAGCAGGAGCAGCCCUUAUUAAAGCAAAACUUCACAUCAUUUAGUUUCUUAGGAUAAUCGUGCAACAUAUUGACAUUUUUUAUCAAUCAGUGGCAAUUUGCUACAUAAAAACUCUUAUAAAAAUGUUUAGUUUUCAUAGAAUAGAAUAGAUAUUGCAGAAAUAGAUUUUUUUCAUAUUAGAUAAAUGUCAAACGGAGCCAAUCGCCUGAGCAGACUUGAACAACACUGUCAGAAACCGGUAAAACUAGCAGAUUUGCAUCUUCUAUGUGUUCUCUGAAUGAUUUGAGUCUGUCUUAUAUACAAGCCUGAUGUGAUGGAUUUGUGAUGUAAGACUGUGUGCAUCUCCGCGUGACAUGAACACGAGAUGGAUUUCCUGCGGCCCGUUUCCUCCUCCGUCUCUGUAACACUGAGUAAAAACAAUGGACUCAAACAUUUGUUAUAAAGAAAGAGGUGCUCCAUUCAUUACUGUGUUGUAAUCAGUGAGUGUUAUGUCUUUGAUAAAACAUUUGAGCCUCGGCGUGUUACAGCCUGUUGUUUUUUAUCAAUAGGUCUGAAGCUUGAUUGUUUUUUGUCAUUUUAUUUUAGAAUACACCAAAGCGUUAUGGUGUAAUGUCUGUAUACUGAUGUUUUCAUGGUAAAUAAAAUGUAUUUCCAGU